Messenger RNA from Telopea speciosissima, 795 nucleotides. RefSeq names its product LOB domain-containing protein 1-like. Bases 1 to 765 code for a protein of 254 amino acids. The transcript is spliced from 3 exons. The record is from RefSeq and is a predicted model, not a curated record. NCBI's taxonomy places the organism in Eukaryota, Viridiplantae, Streptophyta, Magnoliopsida, Proteales, Proteaceae.
AUGGACUACCUUGAGCUAUCUCAAUCACUUAAUCCAAUCAUCAUUUGUGAUGGGAGCUUUGCCAAAGAAUCUGGUAAGGCUCGUUGUGCUUUUGUUAUAUUAUUUGAUAAGAAUUUUGUGCUUGCAUCCAUAGAUUUUGGAUAUGCAGGAUGUGAGCAAGAGGCAAAAGCAAGUGAUUGCUCUACUACUUGGUCUUCUCCUCAAUCAUUUCCUCCUCCUCCUCCUCCUCAUCAUGAUCAAUCUGAACUUCCUCCUCCUCCUGUCAUCAGACCUUGCGGCGCUUGUAAGACCCUCCGUCGAGGAUGCGUCCCAAGAUGCGUUCUUGCACCAUACUUUCCCCCAAACCAACCCCUCAAGUUCUUGGCUGUUCAUAGAGUAUUUGGAGCCAGUAACGUCGUCAAAAUCUUGCAGGAAUUACCAGAGAGCCAAAAAGCUGAUGCAGUGGAUAGCUUGGUCUACGAGGCGGUGGCCAGGAUUAAAGAUCCAGUGCAUGGAUGUGCAGGUGAAGUUUGCAGAUUGCAGAAGCUUGUGAGACAACUUCAGAUGCAAUUGGCUACUGCACAAGCCCAAGUUCUUAACACAGUAUCAUAUCAACAAGAGAGCUUCUCAUGUGAUUAUAACUCAUUGAUAUGUACGGAGAAGGAAGCUGAAGCUCAACAAGAACCCUUACUGGAUGAUGACUUCAUGUUGGGUACACCAAACUUCCAGAUUUAUGACUGCUUCUCAUGUAACAAUUCAUUCUUUCCGUCCAAUACCAAUAAUUAAUUCUUGAGGGAUUGAGAAACCAGUUGCUCU